Messenger RNA from Helianthus annuus (common sunflower), 825 nucleotides. RefSeq lists its product as uncharacterized. The record is from RefSeq and is a predicted model, not a curated record. The transcript has a single exon. The coding region runs from base 1 to 825 and encodes 274 amino acids. Lineage: Eukaryota; Viridiplantae; Streptophyta; Magnoliopsida; Asterales; Asteraceae.
AUGGGAGCUUCAAACAUUUCGAUUGGCAUGAGAGAUUUUCAAGAUUGCAUUUCGGAUUUAGAGGUGUUUGACAUAAAUAGCUCGGGUUUGCAUUACACGUGGAACCAAAAACCAAAAAAUGGUGCCGGUUUGCUAAAGAAAAUUGACAGAGUCAUGGGUAAUAUUCCUUUUGUGGAUAUGUUCCCCAAUUCGGUGGCUUUUUUCCAUCCGUAUCGUAUAUCGGAUCACUGUCCUUGUUUGCUAAAGAUCCCUAUGCCGGAUAAAAAUAAACAUAGACCGUUCAAAUUCGCAAAUUUCUUGGUUUAUAAGCCGGGCUUUAUUGAAGCAGUUAAAAAGGUUUGGGAUACUCAUAUCGAAGGGGUUCAGCAACUUCGAGUGGUGAAAAAGCUUCGAUUGCUAAAGAAGCCGCUUCGUGCACUUCUGUAUCAGCAAGGUAAUCUGCACAAGAAAGUGGAGGAGCUCCGGUCAAAGUUGGAUGCGGUUCAGUGGGAUAUUGAUAGUAACCCGUUAAAUGUCAUUCUUCGUGAGCAAGAGAUGAAGAUAUCGGCUGAUUUUCAAGAGGCUUGUCUAGAUGAGGAGCGGUUCUUAAAACAAAAAUCAAAAGUGGAUUGGCUUCGCGCGGGGGAUGCUAAUACGGCAUUCUUUCAUGCUUCCUUGAAGAGCAGAAAUCAUACUACCAGAAUUGAUGUUAUUACUAAUACGGAAGGGAUUCUGUUUGAGGGCGAGAAUGUGUCUAAGGCAAUUGUUGCUCAUUAUGAAAAAUUCCUUGGAAGUGAAGAUGAUAUAGCUAUUCGACCUUCGCAUGAUUUGUUUCAAACAAGUUGA